AAAUAAUCCAGAUCGGCUAGAUCAUUGGUCAGUUUACUUUCGAAGAUUCUUUUCCGAGAAACUGUUGAACCAGUGUUACUUUUACGCAGAUUUGAAUAAAUAAGUUCAUCAGCCAUCUACAAUGGAUUCACACGCUGUGAUAGUGUUAAAGACAUUCCUUUUUGCCUACCUGAGCCUAUUCUCUAGCACACAGGCAGCAGCGGACCAAUCAGAGCCCAGCUCCAAAUCAGCAGUGACGUCAUCAAAAACGAACGACUUGAAAUCUGAGAGCACAUUCGGACUAGGACAUUACGGAUAUUUGGGACCUCCAGUUGGUUUCGGUCCCGGUUAUCCGGCUUUCCCCGCUCAUCCGUUCCCCAAACCAUACGCCGCGUUCCCUGCUCCAGUAUACCACAAACCUGCUGUUUUUCCCGGAGGCAAUUUCCCGGCAUACCCCGGGUAUAACCUGGGUUUUCCACAUGGAUUUGGAGGACAUGCUGGUGUUUUGGGCUACAAUCCUGCGGCCUAUCAGGUCCCUCAUGGUUAUCCAUUCUUCGGCUGAUUCUAACUGAAAAAAAAUAU
Molecule: messenger RNA, 561 nt
Organism: Nilaparvata lugens (brown planthopper)
Lineage: Eukaryota; Metazoa; Arthropoda; Insecta; Hemiptera; Delphacidae
Product: proline, histidine and glycine-rich protein 1-like
Exons: 3
Coding region: 122-541 (139 amino acids)
Source: RefSeq, a predicted model, not a curated record